AUGUUUGUUAUGAAAUCAAUUGUAAUUGUUCUUACAUUGUUGACCUUCGCUUUGGCAGAUGUUUCUCAUUUGGGUUAUAACUACGAGCCACCAGCACCUAAAGAUGCGGGCUAUCAUUACGAUCCACCAGCACCUAAAAAUACUUAUAUACCACCUCCAGAGCCAAAGAAAACGUACAUACCUCCAGAACCAAAAAAUACUUACAUUCCACCGGCACCAAAACCAGCACCACCACCAGAGCCAAUAAAAACUUAUAUUCCUCCUGCACCUAAGGACGACGGCUAUCAUUAUGAACCACCAGCACCCAAAAACACUUAUAUACCACCAGCACCUAAAGACGAAGGAUAUCACUAUGAUCCACCAGCACCAAAAAAUACUUACAUACCACCUACAGAACCUAAGAAAACUUACAUACCACCAGAACCAAAGAACACAUACAUUCCCCCAGCACCAAAACCUGCACCACUACCGGAACCAGUGAAAACUUAUAUACCACCAGCACCUAAAGACGAAGGUUAUCACUAUGAUCCACCAGCACCUAAAAAUACUUACAUACCACCACCAAAACCUUUACCUAUACCAGAGCCUAAAAAUACAUACAUACCACCAGCACCCAAACCAGCACCAGCACCAGCAAAAACUUACAUACCUCCUGCACCAAAGGAUGAUGGUUACCAUUAUGAUCCUCCAGCACCAAAAAAUACAUACAUACCACCAGCACCAAAGAAUACCUAUAUACCUCCACCACCACCACCAGCACCCAAAAAUACUUACAUUCCUCCAGCACCAAAAGAAGAAUAUGAAGAUGUCGAACUACUCACCCCACAGGGUUAUAAGACUAAAUUCUUCAUCGUUGCCUUAGCCUUAGUGGCGUGCGUAUGCGCUGAUGUAUCAGAGUUAGGAGGUGGAUAUAACUAUCAUCAACCAGCUGCUGCAGCACCUGCACCAGUAUACGCUGCACCAGCACCAGUAUACUCUGCUCCAGCUCCAGUAUACUCUGCUCCUGCUCCAGCUGCCGCCGCUCCAGCACCAGUCUAUGCUGCUCCAGCUCCAGUAUACUCUGCUCCAGCUCCAGUUUACUCUGCACCCGCACCAGCUGCCGCUGCCCCAGAGCCAGUAUAUGCUGCUCCAGCUCCUUCUUACUCUGCCCCAGCACAAUCUUACUCUGCCCCAGCUCAAUCUUACUCUGCUCCAGCACAAUCUUACUCAGCUGCCGCUGCUGCUCCAGUAGCUAGCUAUGCUUCAGCAGGUUCUGAUGAUGGAUACUCAUACAAUGCACCAGCUGCCGCUGCACCAGCUCCAGUAUACUCAGCUCCCGCACCAGCACCAAUUUACUCUGCACCACAACCAGCUGCUGCCGCACCUGCUCCAGUCUACUCUGCUCCAGCACCAGCUCAAUUAUACGCUGCUCCUGCACCAGCUGCCGCUGCUCCAGCACCAGUAUACUCAGCUCCCGCUCCAGCACCAGUUUACUCUGCACCACAACCAGCUGCUGCCGCACCUGCUCCAGUCUACUCUGCUCCAGCACCAGCUCAAUUAUACGCCGCUCCAGCAGCAGCUGCCGCUGCCCCAGCUCCAGUCUACUCUGCCCCAUCUCAAAGCCAGGAUUUGCAUAGCGAUGGUUACAGAUACAAGACUGUCCGUAGAUUGAAAUUCAGACACCGUGCUUAA
This is a messenger RNA of Teleopsis dalmanni, 1671 nucleotides long. Its product is annotated as extensin-1-like. NCBI's taxonomy places the organism in Eukaryota, Metazoa, Arthropoda, Insecta, Diptera, Diopsidae. The transcript has 3 exons. The coding region runs from base 1 to 1671 and encodes 556 amino acids. The record is from RefSeq and is a predicted model, not a curated record.